Talpa occidentalis (Iberian mole) is the source of this 1053-nucleotide messenger RNA. Its product is annotated as putative P2Y purinoceptor 10. Gene Ontology annotation, biological process: positive regulation of Rho protein signal transduction; phospholipase C-activating G protein-coupled receptor signaling pathway. Gene Ontology annotation, cellular component: membrane. Gene Ontology annotation, molecular function: G protein-coupled receptor activity. NCBI's taxonomy places the organism in Eukaryota, Metazoa, Chordata, Mammalia, Eulipotyphla, Talpidae. The record is from RefSeq and is a predicted model, not a curated record.
AUGAGAAUUAACAGCACAAACAGUACAAAAGCAAAGUGCACUGAUCUUCAAAUGCCAUUCCAGUACACUCUUUAUGCAACCACCUACAUCCUCACUUUCAUCCCCGGACUUCAGGCCAACAGUGCAGCCUUGUGGGUUCUGUGUCGCUUCAUCAGCAAGAAAAAUAAAGCCAUUAUUUUCAUGAUCAGCCUCUCUGUGACUGACCUUGUUCACGUGCUGUCUUUACCCCUCCGGAUUUACUACUACAUCACCCACCACUGGCCUUUCCAGAGGACCCUUUACCUGCUAUGCUUCUACCUGAAGUAUCUCAACAUGUACGCCAGCGUUUGCUUCCUGACGUGUAUCAGCCUUCAGAGGUGCUUUUUUCUCCUCAAACCCUUCAAGGCCAGAGACUGGAAACGCAGGUAUGAUGUGGCAAUCAGUGCUGCCAUCUGGGUCAUCGUGGGGACUGCCUGUUUGCCACUUCCAUUUCUAAGAAGUUUGGGAUUAUGCAACAACACUGAAUCCUGCUUUGUUGAUUUAGGGCUUCAACACAUUAGCAUGUCUUCCGCUAUUAGCCUGGUAACUGUUGCUGAACUUGGGGGAUUUGUAUUAUCUGCUGUAACUAUCACAUAUUGCACAGGGAAAAUAAGGAAAUGUGUACAGGAAUUCCAAGGUCCCUUUCAGAAUACUCAGAAGAGAAAAAAGCCUUUGUGGAUGGCCCUGAUGUGUGCAGUGGUGUUCAUAUGUUUUACCCCUUACCACCUCAACUUCCCAUUCUUUAUAAUGAUGAAGCAAGGUGUCUUUUUGAACUGUUCCUUAAUUAAGAGCACUCUUUGCUUCCACAUCAUUUCCCUGUGUCUUGCAAGUCUGAACUGCUGUCUUGAUCUAGUUCUAUAUUAUUUUAUGGCCUCAGAAUUCCAUGAUAGAUUUUCGAAACAUGAUGGCUUCGUUCUUCCAUCAUGUGUGAGAUGUAAAGAUAAUGCUUCAGAAAAUCAUCGCAGAAAAGAUGAUUUUCAAACUCUCUCGAAUUUUUGGAUAAUUCCAAGACAAUGUAAUCAAUUAAUUAUCUAA